AUGUUUGUCCUCCGCAAAACCCUAAAACCAUCGUCUGUCUUCACCACAAUCCACCGAUUCAUAGCCACCGUUAAUCUCCCUGAACCACCGAGCUCCGCUGCGUACGACGACCUAAUCGCCAGUGCCGGUCACAAACGAGACUUCGCCACCGUUCACAACCUCCUUAAUCAACGUUAUGCGAAAGGUUUCCUCACCACCAACAACACAUUCAAGUUCAUUUCAACGGACAUCUCUGUUCUCGAUGAGCUCUUAAAAACCUUAUCAGCUCUCAACGAAGGACACUGCCGCAAGAGCGCGUAUGAUUCGCUCAUCUCAUGGCUCUGCAAGGUGAAGCUCACCGAAGCUGCUCUGCGAGUGGCGGACGCGGCGAUCCAUGGAAAAUACGGCGCCGAUGCUUCCAGUUUUCACCCAAUCCUCAGCCUCCUCACACGGAAGAAGAAUUUCGACGAAGCGUGGCGCGUGAUCGAGUUCAUGAGAGCGAAUGGCAUUUCUCGUGAUAUUACAUCUUACAACUUUUUUCUAACAUCAUACUCAAUCACCGGAAAUCUGAAAUCUUGCGCCGAUGUUCUGAAAAAAAUGGGAGGGGAAGGACUGAAGGCGGACGGUAGGACGUACGAUGCGCUGGUGCUCGGCGCGUGUAAGGCGGGGAAGAUGGAUGGGGCGAUGGCUAUUCUGAGGAGGAUGUUGGAUGAUGGAAUUGAGGCUAUGUACGCCACCUAUGCGCAUGUUAUCGGAAACCUGGUGAAGUUAGGCUAUUGUGCGCAGGCGGUGGAGUUUGUAAUGAGUUACGCAGCUUCUCAUCAUCCCUCAAUCGAUCAAGCAAGAAAUCAACAACGAACGAUCCAAAAACUUGUGAUUGUGGGUUCCUUGCACGUAUUCUAA
This is a messenger RNA of Lactuca virosa, 882 nucleotides long. The record is from the annotation of a GenBank genome assembly. NCBI's taxonomy places the organism in Eukaryota, Viridiplantae, Streptophyta, Magnoliopsida, Asterales, Asteraceae.